AUGAAGUUGCCAUUCCACAGUGUGCAGGUCUGUGGCGACGUCCUGUUCGCCGCAAGAGGCGGCAACCUGCACUCAUUCAGGCUCACAGACGGCUCUCACAUCUCGAGCUGGAGAUACCCGUUGGAGAGGAAGGACGGCAAGCACGGUGUUCCCAGACCGGAGGACCGUCUGGUCAUCAGUGUCUCCGAAGAAUCGACGCCGAAUCCUUCGCAAGAUGGUCAAGAUGGCCCGCCUGCGAAGCGUGUGAAGCUCGAUGCCGCCGCCACUGCCCCUGGAGAGAACGGGAAGCGGAUGAAUGUAUCGUCAACGGGUGAUGGUCAGCCCAGUGGCACCAAGGAUGAGCAAGAAGACCAGAGCAAGGACACGGCGAAUGGAAAGAAGGGCAAGAACAACAACCCUCGCCCUGGACCAAGGUCACAGCCGUCAGAGCGACCCAUGGUCAUCAUCUUUACUGCUACAGCCGACGGAAAGCACGUCGUUGCGGUCACUCAAUGCAAGUCUAUCUGGGUGUUCGAGCACGAUGGGGCCGGGAACCUCAAGCAGCUCAGCCUGAUCACACCGGACAGCCAGACCAUCUUGUCAGCAGACAAGUUCGGCGACGUCUACUCCGUGCCCUUGAUCCCAUCUCAAGACCCACCCACUGCCAGCCAGCGGCCAAAGGAUGCCUCCCCAGCAGCCUCAGCCUCUCCCAGCCCAGCACCGCCAGAGACCAAGGUGCCUUUCAAAUCACAGGCCAACGAGCUGACAGUCCACACGAAGCGCAACCGCCAGGCCCUCCUGGAUCAGCUGAUCUCGGCCAAGAGCCCUAAGGGCGGCCCUCAGAAGGCCGAGGUGCCCCCCUUCGAGCGCACGCUCCUGCUGGGCCACGUCUCCCUGCUGACGGCCGUGACGCUGGGCCACGACGCCAAGGGCAGGCCGUACAUCAUCACGACGGACCGCGACGAGCACAUCCGCGUCAGUAGGGGCACCACGGAGCAGGCGCACGUCACCGAGGCGUUCUGCAUGGGCCACGACGAGUUCGUCAACCGCCUGUGCAUCCCCGAGACCGAGGGACUCGGGGACCUGCUGGUCAGCGGCGGCGGAGACCGGGACCUGUAUGUCUGGAGGUGGCUCGAGGGCAAGCUGCUGGCUAGAGCGCCGCUGUUGAGCGUCGUCAGGGGCGUGCUGCCUGAGGCGAGCAAGGUCGCCGUGACGGGGCUGUGCUCAUGGAGGGGAAGAUCAGCGGAGGGGGCAGAGAAUGGCGCGACCAUUCUGGUUGUUUGUGAGCGCGUUCCUGCGAUAUUCAUGUUCUCCCUAGGAGCUACCGGCGCCCUCGAUUACCUACGCACGAUCAGUAUUCCUGGCAUGCCGCUUGAAGUUCAAGUUGUAGACGAGGCAAGGCUUGUAGUAGCGGUUGAGCCUGUUAGGACAGGAGGAGGAGAGUACGAUUUGAGCAAGUCUCUUCUGAAGGUGGAACACGUGGGGGACCAGUACCAAGUCACGGAUGGCCUAGUCGGCAACGCCCCGGACCUAGGCGAGCACGAGACAGACCUUGCGGAAGAUGAGUUGCAGACGCUGCUGUUCAGUGCGGAGAACCUGCGCAAGACGGACUUCGAGGAGGGAGUAGGAGAAGUAGAGUAG
This is a messenger RNA of Diaporthe amygdali, 1620 nucleotides long. RefSeq names its product wd repeat domain-containing protein. Gene Ontology annotation, biological process: RNA (guanine-N7)-methylation. Gene Ontology annotation, molecular function: tRNA (guanine(46)-N7)-methyltransferase activity; protein binding. The transcript is spliced from 3 exons. Gene Ontology annotation, cellular component: tRNA methyltransferase complex; cytosol; nucleus. The record is from RefSeq and is a predicted model, not a curated record. Lineage: Eukaryota; Fungi; Ascomycota; Sordariomycetes; Diaporthales; Diaporthaceae. The coding region runs from base 1 to 1620 and encodes 539 amino acids.